AUGCCGGGGCUGAUCAACCGCGGCACCCGGCGCCCGCUGCCGCUCACCGCCUCCGAGGUAACCUCGUGCGUCAGCGGCUACGCCUGCGGGAUGACGGCCUCGCUCACCUACCGCAACCCGGAGGCGCAGCCGUGUGAAGGGCUCUUUGUCUUCCCCCUGGAUGAGCACACAACCGUGGUCGGGUUCGAGGCGGCGGUGUGCCGGCGCGCCGUCACCGUGCAGAUCAAGGACAAGGCCAAGAUCGACACCGCCUGUUUCGAUGGCUGCGGCCACCCCGACGGACGAGCUCACGACAGGAGCGGAAGGAUUGUGAUGGACGAGGACUUGGAGAGAAUUGCAUUUGUGGCUAGCCUGGGCACAAUUCCUCCCCUGGAAAGCAUCUCCGUCUUCAUCAGCACCUCCUCGGAGCUGCAGACGCUGCCCAGCGGGGCCGUGAGGGUCCUCCUGCCAGCUGUGUGUGUCCCCAGGGUCCCACAGCCCAACUCGGAGGGCACCAGCACCCUUCCUGGCCACCAGCUCCGGACAGCCAAGCCCUGCUGCGGAUCAGGGAGCCCGGAGCAGGGCAGCAGCUUCUGCCUGGCCCAGCUGCUGGAGAGCGAGGCCACCAACCCCUCCGAGUACGAGUUCAGCUUCCACCUGGAGAUUCGGGGGCCGUGCUUGCUGGCAGGCGUCGAGAGCCCCACGCACAAGAUCCGCGCGGACGCCGACCCCUCGGCUCGCUCGGCGAGGAGCAUCGUCAUCACGCUGGCCGACAAGCACACCUUCGAUAGGCCCGUGGAGAUCCUGAUCCACCCCAGCGAGCCCCACAUGCCUCACGUCUUAAUGGAAGAAGGCGAUAUGACGCCCGCGGAGUACGAACGACACCUGAAGGGGAAGAACGAUUUCAUUAAAGGCACCAAGAAGGACCCCAGCGCCGAGAAAAAGACCGAGAUCAUCAGGAAGCGCCUGAACAAGGACAUCCCCCACCACCCUGUUGUCAUGCUGAACUUCUGCCCGGACCUGCGGACGGCCCAGGCGGACCUCCGCAAAGCCCCCGGCGAGUUUAUCUUCCUGGUCGACCGCAGUAGGAGCAUGGGCGGCGUCAGCAUCGACCGCGUCAAGGAUGCCCUGUUGGUCCUCCUCAAGAGCCUGAUGCCCGCGUGCCUCUUCAACAUCGUUGGCUUCGGCUCCACUUUCAAGACGCUGUUCCCUGCCAGCAGGAGCUACUGCGAGGAGAGCCUGGCCGUCGCCUGCGAGAGCAUCAGGAGGAUCCGGGCUGACAUGGGCGGCACCAACAUCUUGUCGCCUCUGAAGUGGGUCGUGCGGCAGCCGAUCCCCAGGGGCCACCCCCGGCUGCUCUUCCUGCUGACGGACGGGGCCGUGGGCGACACGGGGAAGGUCCUCGAGCUGCUGAGGAACCACUCCUCCUCCACCAGGUGCUACAGCUUCGGCAUCGGGCCCAACGCCUGCAGGAGGCUGGUGCAGGGGCUGGCCGCCGUGUCCAGGGGCACUGCCGAGUUCCUGGCCGAGGGCGAGCGGCUGCAGCCCAAGAUGAUCAGGUCGCUGAAGAAGGCGAUGGCGCCGGUCCUGAGCGACGUGUCCGUGGAGUGGGUCUUUCCCGAAAGCACCGAGGUCUUGGUCUCCCCGGUGAGCACCAGCUGCCUCUUCCCUGGUGACCGCCUGGUUGGCUACGGCGUCGUCUGCGACACCUCGCUGUACCUCUCCACCCCCCGAUCGCCCUGGGACCUGCUACUGCGCUCUCCCCAGGACAAGAGGCGGCGGUACAGCAUGAUGCGCUCCCAGGAGUCGAGCAGCUCAGUUUUCUUGCACUCCCAGGAAGAGGGAGCCAGCACGGAGAGCUGGAGCUACCCGGAGGGGUGCUGCCCGGCCGAGCGUACCCCGGAUCAGCUGGCGGUGGGCAGGGAUCCCGGCGGAGAAUCGGACACGGACACUGGAACGGAUGCCAAGACGUCCUCCAGGAGACGGGCGUACAGUGCCAACCAGGUGGCCAACCACGAGCCCCUCCGGAAGGAGCCCACGGCCAGCGAUCCGGGCAGCGCCCUGCUGAGGAAUCCCCUGCGCAAAGCCCACCUGCAGGACCUGCAGCAGCUCAGCCCCGAGCCGUGCCCGGUGGAUUUCCAGCCCUUCGCUGCCAGCCUGCGCUCCUCCACCACCAGGAUCCGCGGCACGGGUGCCCGCCGGCCGUCCCUGCUGCACGGGAGCUGCAUGUCCUCCUGCCAGCGCCCCGAAUCCCCACCAGCGCCCGAGGCUGCUGCUGGACGGGGCUUGGGGCAGCUGGAUGCCAGCGGCAGCCUGCGGUCCUCGUCUGACAGCCGAAGCCCCGGGGAGCCGGAAGGCACCCAGCAUCCGUCCUUCACGUUCGAGACGGAGACCUCCUCCGACUGGGAACCCCAGGACUGGGAUUUCGGCGCCGCCCGGGGCUCCCCGUGCUCGCCCCGUGCCACCUGCAAGGCGGUGGUGAAGGGGCUGCGGGGCAGCGAGCCCGUGCAGUGGGAGGUCGCCUUUGACAUCCGCCCACUCCUCCGAGAGCGGGGCAGCCAGGAGGAGGGCGACGAGGACCUGUGGAGCGAGACCUUCCACCACCUGGCAGCCAAGUCCGUCAUCCGGGACUUGGAGCAGCUUGCAGAGAGGGAGUGUGAAAUCGAGCACGGGUCAGGCCGGCGGUACCAGCUCAACGCUGUCCACACCAGCAAGGCCUGCAACGUCAUCAGCAAGUACACGGCAUUCGUGCCGGUGGACCUGAGCACCAGCACCUACCUGCCCCCCUGCGUCGCCUACACCCGCGCAGGGCAAGCGGCCAGGCAAGGCAGCCCGAGGAGCCUCAGCUCGGGACACAGGAGGCACCGCGGCUUUUCUGCGGCACGUCCCCUGUCACCCUGCGGCCAGGACGGAGAUGAUGGAUUUCAUGGCAUGGAUGUGGACGAGGCCGGGCUGUCACCCUGCAGCACCCCGCUGUCCUCCAGCUGCCGUCCCCCAGAAGCGCCGUUCCAGAGCCUGGCUGCCUCUUCUGCACAUUCCCCAAAACCCAUCGAGAGCCUCUUUGCCGCGAGGCUGACCCUCCACAAAACCAGGCUGCUGACUCGAGCUGCCAAAGGUUUCAUGAGCAAAUCUCCGGGCAGAACGAGCGAAGCCAGCUCGGAGAGUGACUGCGAGAGCAUCGACUACCUUCCUCUGGCGUCUCUGCAGCUGGCCUGCGGUGCCUUCCUCCUGAACUCGGCCUUCUGCGAGGCGCUCGGCAUCCCCAUGGAGAAGCUGAAGCGCACGUCGCCUUUCUCCUGCCACCGCCUGGCGCUCAGCCCCUCGAGCUCCAGCAGCGCCAGGAAGGCCGUGCCCGGCGGGGAGCACGCAAACCUCGGGCACGACGGGCAGCUCCUGGUCCCCGAUGGCACGCGCGGAGCCGGCAGCCCCACUGAGGACACGGCCGGCCGCCCCCGCCACUUCUCGGGGAGCGCCGUGGAGAGCAUCUCCAAAGCCCUGCGAGCCGAGAGCGAGCUCUCCCCGCCGGCCAUCACCAUCCGCCGCUUCUCCUCCCCGGAGCAGCAUGGCCCCGAGGUCCAGGCGCUGCUGGCCGACAUCGAGCUGCGGUGGCAGACGGAGCCCGAGGGGAUGCUGUGGGCCACGGCCGUGGCGCUGGCCUGGCUGGAGCACAGCUCGGCGUCCUACUUCGUCGAGUGGGAGCUGGUGGCGGCCAAGGCCAGCCUGUGGCUGCAGGAGCAGCGCUUCCCGCAGGGCUGCAGCCUGGCCGCGGUGAAGGCGGCGGCCCAGCAGCUCUUUGUCUUGCUCAGGCACUGGGAGGAGAACCUGGAGUUCAACCUGCUGUGCUACAACCCCAGCAGCGUGUAA
Cygnus atratus (black swan) is the source of this 3843-nucleotide messenger RNA. RefSeq names its product von Willebrand factor A domain containing 5B1 (gene VWA5B1). The transcript has 21 exons. The record is from RefSeq and is a predicted model, not a curated record. The coding region runs from base 1 to 3843 and encodes 1280 amino acids. NCBI's taxonomy places the organism in Eukaryota, Metazoa, Chordata, Aves, Anseriformes, Anatidae.